Molecule: messenger RNA, 333 nt
Organism: Lactuca virosa
Lineage: Eukaryota; Viridiplantae; Streptophyta; Magnoliopsida; Asterales; Asteraceae
Source: the annotation of a GenBank genome assembly
AUGGGUGGAGCCCACGAAAACGGCGAUACAACCGUUGGCCACAGCUGUUGGGCAACCCCACAUAAACACCCUGUCAACAGUCGGGCAGUUUGGUCAGCUCAUGCCACUAAAAUUCCGCUUGAAUUUCAAAUUCAAACUAAAACAUCAAUGGAAUCAAUGAAGAUGAAGCUCUUCGCCGCCGUUGUUGUUAUGUUGAUGGCCGUAGCUGCCGUCAGUAAUGUCGCAGCUCAGGAAGCUCCCGCCCCGGCGCCGGGUCCGGCUUCCGCCGCCAGCGUUUACGUUCCGGCCGCCCUUAUUUCCCUUAUUUCUCUUUCCUUUGGGCUUUUAUUCUAA